AUGCGAAUCUUCUCCGUACUUGUUGGCCUCCUCCUCCUCCUCCUCGUCCAACUCUACCCAGCCAGGGGCGCAGUUUACAGAAGACACCUCUGUACAAAGCUGCAAGGCCGAUGUGAAAUUGACUGCCUUACCUUCGAAGAAAAGAUAGGGGGCUGCCGAGCCGACUUAACACCACUGUGCUGCAGAAAAAGAAAGAAACACUGA
Messenger RNA from Acomys russatus (golden spiny mouse), 204 nucleotides. Its product is annotated as beta-defensin 13-like. Gene Ontology annotation, cellular component: extracellular region. The record is from RefSeq and is a predicted model, not a curated record. The transcript is spliced from 2 exons. Gene Ontology annotation, biological process: innate immune response. Bases 1 to 204 code for a protein of 67 amino acids. NCBI's taxonomy places the organism in Eukaryota, Metazoa, Chordata, Mammalia, Rodentia, Muridae.